AUGACAACAACUACAUUGAGAGCCUUUGCACUUAUUGCAACUGCAAUACUUCUGGUUCAAUCAGCCAAAGGUGCAAACUUCAACGUCGGCGGCACCGCCGGAAAUUGGGACCUGAGCACAAACCUGAAUGGGUGGGCAUCAGCUCAAACCUUCACCACAGGCGACACUCUAACAUUCAACUAUGACUCCAUGCACAGCGUACUGGAGGUUUCAAAGCCGGACUAUGAUGCAUGCCAGGUUAACAACCCCAUUGGAGAGUUCACCAACGGGAACACGUUGAUCAUGCUCAAGUUUCCGGGGAAGAGGUACUUCAUCUGUGGUACUGGAGGGCAUUGUAGUUCAGGGAUGAAAAUGGAGAUUGAUACAGUGGCUGCAGCAGUGGCAACACCACAGCCAGCUUCUUCUCCUGUGACUCCAAGCUCUCGACCUCCAAUGUCACCUCCUCAGCUUCCUAAGCCUCCAUCGAGCGUUACCUUUGACUCCUUCCAAGGCUCAGUCACCGAAGCCUCAGGCUCAUGCACCGAGGACUCAUAUUGUUGCACCUUUGACAGCUCCAUCAAGCUCGCCAUCUGUAGCUGCUGA
Molecule: messenger RNA, 582 nt
Organism: Dioscorea cayenensis subsp. rotundata (Guinea yam)
Lineage: Eukaryota; Viridiplantae; Streptophyta; Magnoliopsida; Dioscoreales; Dioscoreaceae
Product: uclacyanin 1-like
Exons: 2
Coding region: 1-582 (193 amino acids)
Cellular component (GO): plasma membrane
Molecular function (GO): electron transfer activity
Source: RefSeq, a predicted model, not a curated record